AUGUCUUCAGAACGCGUUUUAACAUGCGAAACCUACACUGUGCGCUUACAACCUCAGCAUAACCUGGAUGUCGUGGGUUUUGGAGCUGCUGGUCAAGUCUACAAUGUCAGCGACCAGAUUGUUCUGAAGACUUCGAUGCAUAUUGAAGCGACCUUUGGCAUUAUGCUUCGGACACACUAUUUCAUUUUAGAUGAACGGACCGUCUUGCAACAGCUGCAAAAUAGACCGCACCCCCACAUCAUACAAGCCAAACAUACCAAUCAGCCAGAGGGACUAUAUCUCCGCAAAUAUCGACAACUACCUCUAGAAGUGAAAUCAGCACAGGCUCGUCGGAUCACGUUAUACCGCGAUAUUGCCAAUGCUCUGCGCCACCUCCAUAGCCUUGGUAUCGCACGCAGAUGUGAGAGUUGA
Penicillium manginii is the source of this 411-nucleotide messenger RNA. RefSeq lists its product as uncharacterized. Lineage: Eukaryota; Fungi; Ascomycota; Eurotiomycetes; Eurotiales; Aspergillaceae. The record is from RefSeq and is a predicted model, not a curated record. The coding region runs from base 1 to 411 and encodes 136 amino acids. The transcript is spliced from 3 exons.